UGCUGCAAAACCUCGCACUGUCGUUACCAAUUUCAGCACUUAUCUCGUGUAUUUUUGUCUGCGGCUUUAUUGACUGAAAAUGCACCUGCUGAAGCAUCUUCGCCAGCUAAACGGCCUCCAAGGACUGCGGCAGGCCAUCCGCCAGGUGUCCUCCGCCCCCACCAAACCCUCUGCCCUGCAGUACGAGCGGGAUCCGCAACCGCUGUUUACGGAUGCCGAAACACAGCGGCUGCUCCAGUCCAUGACGCAACUGAACUUGGAUCGGGUUUACCGGAAGCGCACAGUGCCGGACAACAGCAGCGAAACGAAGUUCAUGACCAACGAGCAGCUGGACAGCGAGUUCCAGGACAUGGUGGUGCGGGCGCAACAUAUGCUCCAAAUGCCACCAAUCGUGGAGAUCAAAAAGGAUGUCCAGCGCGUCAUAGCCAAGGAUCCUGCGCUUAAGGACUUCGCCAGCACCAAGUACGUUUUCACGGACAUCACCUUCGGCCGGCGGCAGUCGGAGCGCAAGGUGUUCGUCCGGGAAACGGACGGAACCUUAGAAUACGCCAAUCUGGACACCAUCAAGCGCAUGAACCAGUUGUAUUUCCCUCUGGAGGGUCGCCAGUCGUAUAUUCCUCGCAUGUUUGCCUUGGAGGAACUGCUGUCUAAGUGCCUGACGGAGCACAAGUACGAGUUCAUCCUGGAUCGCCUCCUUGUGCAGUACGAACCACAUGAGCCGGAGUUCCAUAACAUAUCUGCGCGCGUCUUCGAGCAUCUCAACGAAUCCAAGCAGUUCGAUCUACUGCGCUCUACGCGCCACUUUGGACCCAUGGCCUUCUUCUACGCCUGGCAUCGCUGCAUAGACGACCUGCUGUAUGACAUGAUCCGCCGGGAUUACCUGCACAACGCCGUGGAGCUGAUUGCUUUGAGCUACAAGGUACACCAAAUCCCAGUUGAAUAUGAGGCUACGCUGACUGAAUUGGACAAACUGCAUCCCACACCCUCGCAGAAAGCUCUGGCGGAACUGAGAAGCGUCUUUCGUCGCCCGGAGGACCAACAAGGCAUCGAACAGGAGAUCAACACGGCCAUCGGAAAAACGGAGCAGGAUUUCGCAGCCGAUGAGAUCAGUUUGAAGUUUAUCGAGCAGUACAUUGCCAGCGAACAUUCACUGAAGAAGGUGCAACUGGAAUUAGCAGUGCAGACCUUGAAGGAAGUCAAUCGGGAAAAACUGUUGCUGUUCCAGGGAUUAAAGAAGGCCCACGGCGUUCAGGCGUCGUAGGAUCAUUCAGCUUUAUUGUUAUCCAUUUCUAUAUGCUAAUAAAUACCAGUUAGGUCAAA
Drosophila rhopaloa is the source of this 1320-nucleotide messenger RNA. RefSeq names its product 28S ribosomal protein S22, mitochondrial (gene mRpS22). Gene Ontology annotation, molecular function: structural constituent of ribosome. The transcript has a single exon. Gene Ontology annotation, cellular component: mitochondrial small ribosomal subunit. The record is from RefSeq and is a predicted model, not a curated record. NCBI's taxonomy places the organism in Eukaryota, Metazoa, Arthropoda, Insecta, Diptera, Drosophilidae. Bases 80 to 1261 code for a protein of 393 amino acids.